AUGGCAUCUGCUACGCUGGUCGUGACUCUGGUUGCUUGGUGCUGUCUGGUCAGCGUUGCUCGUGCGGAUCUGGGCUACGCUCCUUCGGACUUAGCAAAUGAAGUCUCGCUGCAGGCCCUGUUCGAGCGAUGGUCCGUGAAGCACGGCAAGGUUUUCGGAGUUGCUGAGAAGGAGUCUCGCUUUCGCACCUUCGUCGAUAACCUGCACUUCGUUCACAACCUGAAUUCGCAGGGCAAGAAGUUUACUCUUGCUCUCAAUGAGUUCGCUCACCUGUCGCACGAGGAGUUCAAGUCAUCGCGCUUGGGCUUCCGGAGUUGCUGGGCGUUUUCCACUACUGGAGCUGUUGAGGGUAUCAACAAGAUCGUGACUGGCGAGCUAAUUUCGCUGUCAGAGCAGGAGCUGGUUGACUGCGACACGAAGAAGGAUCAGGGAUGUGGUGGUGGACUCAUGGACUUCGCGUUCGAAUUCAUCAUUAAGAACGGCGGUCUUGACACGGAGGAGGAUUAUCCUUACGACGCAACAGCGCACAAGUGCAACAAGGCCAAGAUGAACACCCACGUUGUCACAAUUGACGACUUCGAAGACGUUCCUUCCAACAGCGAGGCCGGCCUCAAGAAGGCGCUUGCGGUUCAGCCUGUUUCCGUCGCAAUUGAGGCGGAUCGUCGGGAAUUCCAGUUCUAUUCGAGUGGUAUUUUCGAUGGUGAGUGCGGCACAGAUCUGGACCAUGGCGUUCUGGCCGUCGGAUACGGCACAGAGAACGGAACUGAUUACUGGAUUGUGAAGAACUCGUGGGGUCCUCGCUGGGGUGACCACGGCUUCAUCAGGCUGGUCAGGAAUGUUGAAGCUGAGGAGGGACAGUGCGGUAUUGCCAUGCAGGCAUCCUAUCCGAUCAAGAAGGGGCCCAACCCACCUCCCGGCCCUCAGCCUCCUCCCACUCCUCCUCCCUCUCCUGAGGUGUGUGACCGCAAGCACGAGUGCCCUCACGGCACCACCUGCUGCUGCGGACUCCCCCUUGGAAAGAUUUGCCUGUCGUGGGGAUGCUGUCCCAUGGAGCAUGCCACCUGCUGCGACGACCACCACCACUGCUGCCCUCAGCAGUACCCCGUCUGCCGCACUGACAUUGGCAUCUGCACAAUGAGCCCCAACAUGGAGUUUGGAGUGCCGCUGCUCACUCGCUCCCAGGCCCACUUCCGCUGGCCAUUCCUGCGUGAUGUUCUGGGACGCAAGGUGGGACAGGAACAGGAGAAUGCCUCCUAG
Closterium sp. Naga37s-1 is the source of this 1257-nucleotide messenger RNA. The record is from the annotation of a GenBank genome assembly. Lineage: Eukaryota; Viridiplantae; Streptophyta; Zygnematophyceae; Desmidiales; Closteriaceae.